UUUUUAUUCGUCAAGUGCGCUUCAGAAUAAACGAAGAAAGAUGUCUUAUAUAAAAAAUUAUAUUGUCAAGUUAUUUGACAAACCAAGAGAAUUAGUCAUAAUGCCUAAAGGAGAUGACAAAACUGUCUUUUCGGUUCCACCAGAAUAUUUGCCGGAUCAAUACAAACCUAUCGGAAAUCAAAUUGUAACUAGAUUUGGACAAGAAGCUGAAGGGGGCAAAAUUCCAGUUAACACCAUCUCCAUUCCACCUUUGGGCGAAAUUCUAGACAUAAAAAGAGAUGAAAACUUUUCUCUAUUCAUUCCAAAGCAUAGAAGAAUUGCUGGACAGCUGAUAAAUAUUUAUUUAGGUAUGCGAAAUGUUGAUGAUCUUCUCUCCGUUGCUGUCUAUACUAGAGAUCGCAUCAAUCCACAUCUUUUUAACUAUGCCCUCUCUGUCGCAAUAUUGCAUAGACCUGACACCCAAAAUGUGGAUUUACCAUCAUUCAUCAUCUCAUUUCCUGAUAAGUUUGUAGAUGGUAAGGUGUUUGCCAAAGCUCGAGAAGAAGCUACCAUUGUACCUGAUGGAUCAAGGACUCCAAUUGAAAUUCCGAGAGACUUUACUGCUUCAAAUUUAGAACCAGAGCAUCGUUUAGCCUAUUUUAGAGAAGACCUAGGUAUUAAUCUUCAUCACUGGCACUGGCAUUUGGUUUAUCCACAUGAAGCGGCUUUUCAAGUCGUAAACAAAAACAGAAGAGGAGAACUAUUCUAUUAUAUGCACCAACAGAUUGUAGCAAGGUAUAACUUUGAACGGUUAUGCAAUGGUCUUAAGCGUGUUGAACGGUUCCUGGAUUGGAGAAAAGACAUUGCUGAAGCCUACUUCCCCAAACUUGAUAGCUUAAUCGCUAGUAGAACUUGGCCUGCUCGUGUUUCUAAUGAAAAGCUGUCCGACCUUAAGAGAGAAGCGGAUCAAAUUGUCCAGGAUAUUGCUGAUCUUGAAAGAUGGAGGGAUAGAAUUUUUGAUGCUAUUCACAAUGGAAGAGUUAUGCGGCGUGAUGGUAGCUUUAUGAAUUUAACAGAAAACGAAGGUAUCGAUAUUUUGGGAAACAUAGUUGAAUCAAGUAUUCUCUCACCUCAUAGAGAAUUCUAUGGAGAUUUGCACAAUAUGGGCCACGUUUUUAUAGCUUUUAUUCACGAUCCUGAUAAUAGGCACCUUGAGUCUCAUGGCGUUAUGGGCGAUACCUCUACAGCUAUGCGUGAUCCUAUUUUCUAUAGAUGGCAUGGGUUUAUUGACAAUAUUUUUCAACAAUUCAAGUCUACGUUACCAAGAUACACUAUUGACCAGCUAAAUUAUUCUGGAGUAACUAUUGAAAGUAUUUCGAUAGAAUCAGAAACUGAAAAGAACAUCUUCAACACAUUUUGGCAACAGUCAGAUGUAGAUCUCUCCAGAGGAAUGGACUUUCAACCUCGGGGUCCUGUAUUUGUCAGAUUUACACAUCUUAAUCAUCAACCAUUUAGUUACCGGAUUGUAGUAGACAACAAUGGGGCUGUACGUCAAGGAACUUGUAGGAUUUUCAUGGCUCCUAAAUUUGAUGAAAGUGGGAGACCGUGGUUAUUUGUAGAUCAAAGAACUAUGUUUAUUGAACUCGAUAGAUUUAGAGUUGAUCUAAGGCAAGGACAAAAUACUAUUACUCGUGCUUCAACUGAAUCCAACCUAACCAUUCCAUUCGAAAGAACUUUUCGCGACUUAAAUGCUAACAGACCUCAAGGAGGCGACGAUUUAGUCCAGUUCAACUUCUGUGGAUGCGGAUGGCCACAACACAUGUUAAUUCCAAAGGGAGACACCGACGAUCCAGGAUUUAGAUGUGAACUUUUUGUCAUGAUCUCUGAUUACGAGGGUGACAAGAUUAAUCAAGAUACAUCAGGAGUAUGUAACGAUGCCGAUGUUUUCUGUGGUGUUAAGGACAAACUCUAUCCUGAUCGCCGUUCCAUGGGCUAUCCAUUUGACAGACAGCCUAGAAGAGGUGUUGACACUUUGCAGUAGUUCCUUACGCCUAAUAUGAGAGUUCAAGAUGUCGCAAUUAAAUUUUCCAACAGAACUUUCAAACCAAGACCAAACAAUUAAAUACUUAAAAAUAUAUUUUAUGAUAUAACAUGAUUCAACAUUAUGAUAAUUACAGUAAAAUAAAGUAAUAUACCUUCUUA
This is a messenger RNA of Diabrotica virgifera virgifera (western corn rootworm), 2181 nucleotides long. Its product is annotated as phenoloxidase 1-like. Lineage: Eukaryota; Metazoa; Arthropoda; Insecta; Coleoptera; Chrysomelidae. The transcript is spliced from 11 exons. The record is from RefSeq and is a predicted model, not a curated record. The coding region runs from base 41 to 2020 and encodes 659 amino acids. Gene Ontology annotation, molecular function: oxidoreductase activity.